UUCAGAAUCCGGUUGCACAUUGGUUGGUCAGAUGCGUUUCAUCAUAAAAGAAAAUUUUGUAAUGUAUGCAGGAAAAGAUUGGAUGACAGCGAAUCCAUCCAUUGUGAAAUAUGCGAAUAUUUCGUACACGUGGAAUGUCAGGAUUUUGCAGUGGCAGACUGCAAGGAAAACGCGACUUAUCUUCCGGGGAAACAACUCGUCUUCGUGCACCACCAACACCACUGGCGGGAAGGAAAUCUUCCGAGCAAUUCCAAGUGCGCUCUUUGCAAGAAAACCUGUUGGACUACCGAGUGCUUGUCUGGUUAUAGAUGUGAAUGGUGUGGAAUGACGUGUCACGCAGCGUGUCAUACGAGUAUUAACAAUGAGUGUACAUUUGGCAUCUUGGAACCCAUCUAUCUGCCACCGCAUGCCGUCAGCAUACCUAGAACAGAAGUACCCAUGGAAGCUAUCAUCGGAGUCCAAGUGAGAAGAAAGGAUACUCUGUCCCUCAUCAGUUUGGAUACUGUAAGGAGGAGUGCUUCUUUGUCGAGUGUUUUGAAGCGCCUUUACGUCGUAUUGCCGAACUCUUGCCAAAGUAUUAGCCAGUCCCAAAUGUCACCUCCUUAUGUUCGAGCACGGAGUACAUCGGAGGAAUUUAGCAGCGGCGAUGCUGGUCGAUAUAGGGAUUCAGAAGAUUACGCACAAACACACGCACCAACUCGGGAUAGCCGGCAAGAUAAGCAGAAUAAAAACCAAGAAGAAAGAGAUGAAGAAAUGAUUAAAGUGUAUGACGGCAACAACUCUUUCCGCAGAAAAAUAUUCAGGUUGAUCGUAGUUCCGAGGCAGGCGCCACUCAAACAAGUUCUCACGCAAGCUCUUAGGGCAUUCCACAUUACAAAAGAUCCAAAUUCAUUCCAUCUAACUGACCUCUAUUCUUCGGACGAAGCAGUCAUGCAGGAUCCAGCACCUGUAUUGAGUCUGCACAGAAAGGAAGGAAAACGACCGGCAGUUUUUCUCAGAUUUAAGGAUCGAGAUAACGAUGCUGGUGAAGUUCGCGUUUAUCCAGGUAAAUUACAAGUAUCUCAGUCACUCUGCACCGUGCCUGUAGAUUCCAAUACAACUGUCGGAGAUCUUAUCGGCGAGGCGUUAAAACGUUUUGGUCUAGAGGACAGCAACGCCGAGGAUUACCGAUGCAGCGAGGUCCUCUUGGACAGGGGCGUUACCGAACGGGUGUUGUCUUGGAACGAACGACCAUGGGAAAUAAUGAAACAACUGGGCAAAGACAGCAUCCGACAAAUGGAGUUAAUGAGAUUUUAUUUACAACUCAAGCAGGAUCCCCACGGACCAAAUUUAGCAUUAUUUGUUGGAAAUUUACCACCGAACCUUUCUGAACGAAAUUAUGAAAAUAUCCUUACCGAUUUUUUAGGCAAAGAAAAUAAAUUCUCCAAGAUUGGUCCCAUUUAUUACGAAUACGGAUCCAUGGUGAUCACUUAUGAAGAUUCAGAGAAGGCUGUGAGAGCACUGUAUAUCUUAAGAGAAUCUAAAUAUGAAGAUAAACAACCGUUACUUGUUAUGCUCUUACCAAACAUAGAACCUUCGAUGAUACCCCAAGGCGUACAACCGCUUUUGGUAUUCGUUAACGUAAAAUCCGGCGGCUGUCAAGGUUUAGAACUAAUAUCGAGUUUUAGAAAAUUAUUAAAUCCCUAUCAAGUUUUCGACCUCGAUAACGGUGGUCCUUUACCAGGACUGUAUGUAUUUCGAAACAUUCAAAACUACAAAAUACUCGUUUGCGGUGGUGAUGGUACCAUCGGAUGGGUUUUGCAAUGUCUGGAUAACGUCGGUCAAGAUUCUCAGUGUUCUUCACCCGCUUGUGCCAUAGUACCAUUAGGAACAGGUAACGAUCUCGCACGUGUAUUACGAUGGGGACCUGGUUACACAGGCGGUGAAGACCCUCUAAAUCUUCUUAGAGACGUGAUAGAUGCCGAAGAAAUCCGCUUGGACAGGUGGACCGUCGUUUUUCAUCCCGAGGACAAACCAGACGACAGCAGUGUUAAGCAGGUCAACUCCACUGGUAAGAGGAGGCAAAAACUGUCCAAAAUGAAAGUGACCAAUGAGCAAAUUAGAAAAGCAGCCAGUCUAUCAUCUGAUGUCACUGCAUUAUGGCACCACUUUGUAGCAAGUUCUACAAGCGAAGACAAUUCACAAAUAUUCGUGAUGAACAAUUAUUUUGGGAUCGGCAUCGAUGCUGACCUCUGUUUGGAUUUCCACAACGCGCGCGAAGAAAACCCUGGAAAAUUCAUCAGUCGAUUGCACAACAAGAGCGUUUACGUCAAAAUGGGUUUGCGGAAGAUGGUCGGACCGAAAAUGUGCAAGGAUCUACACAAAGAGGUUAGGUUGGAAGUUGACGGGAAAUUGGUGGAGUUGCCGCAAGUUGAAGGGAUCAUUAUUCUUAAUAUUCUAAGUUGGGGAUCAGGAGCUAACCCUUGGGGUCCAGAAAAGGACGAUCAGUUCUCGAAACCAAAUCACUGGGAUGGGAUGCUAGAAGUCGUAGGUGUAACAGGAGUGGUUCAUCUUGGUCAAAUUCAAUCUGGUUUACGUACAGCUAUGAGAAUCGCUCAGGGAGGGCACAUUAAAAUCCAUCUAAAUUCAGAUAUCCCCGUACAAGUUGAUGGAGAACCUUGGGUACAAAGUCCCUGUGACGUCGUAGUGCUCAAAUCUGCUCUCAAGGCAACAAUGCUGAAGAAAAAUAAGUUCAAGCGUCGACCUACCGAACCGAACAUAUUACCCGCCAAUGGGGAGGGGGGAAAGAGCACAGACGAAUAA
Psylliodes chrysocephalus is the source of this 2802-nucleotide messenger RNA. Lineage: Eukaryota; Metazoa; Arthropoda; Insecta; Coleoptera; Chrysomelidae. The record is from the annotation of a GenBank genome assembly.